Molecule: messenger RNA, 2650 nt
Organism: Cyprinus carpio (common carp)
Lineage: Eukaryota; Metazoa; Chordata; Actinopteri; Cypriniformes; Cyprinidae
Product: protein NLRC3-like
Exons: 4
Coding region: 258-2417 (719 amino acids)
Source: RefSeq, a predicted model, not a curated record
CAUGUGCAGUACUUUGCAGUUUCGCUUUUCAAUCCCAUGACGUGUUUGCAUAUCCUCUCGCUCGGAUUACAAAAGGAAUAAACCACCAUUUACAAUCCGCUCGAAAUUUUAGUCGGAUCUGGCCAAUUCAAUCCGACUGACGUGUUUACAUGUGACUUUUUUAAUCUGAUCGUGUUUCUAGACUUCUCCGUUAGAACCGAACAGACGCUGGACGCAAACGCUCAUAAAGGGUCAUAUUUGACGUUCAGUUUCUGGUUAUGGAGAACAGAGAGAGAUCUUCAUCUCCUGAUUACAGCUGUUUGUCUCUGAAGAGUGAUGGAUCCAUGGUGUAUAAUCCUCCUAAAUUCAGUGAUGAUUCAGUGACCUCUGACCCCAGGAUCUUCAGGAAGAUAUCUCCAGAUCCCAGCUGUGUGUCUCUGAAAAGUGACACAUCAAUGGUGCAUAAUCCUCCUAAUUUCAGUGAUGACGCAGUGACCUCUUACUCCAGCAGAGCAGAUGGAGAGCGAAGCAUCUCUGGAGGAGCCUCCUCUGUCUUCUGUCUGAACAACAUGAGCGUUACAGCGUCUCUGAAUAAAGAUGAUCCACCAGUGAAUGAUGAACUACAGAGAGUCAAAGAGCAGCACAAAACCAGCAUGAAGAACAAGUUUGAGAGAUUAUUUGAGGGACUGAAACUCCAGGAGAAUGAAACCCUCCUGAACAGGAUCUACACACAGCUGUACAUCAUAGAGGGAGAGAGAGAAGGAGUGAAUGAAGAACAUGAGGUUUUACAGAUGGAGAAAACAGCCAGAACACAACACUCACAAGACACUCCAAUCUACUGCAAUGACAUCUUUAAAGCCUCAGCUGAAGCAGGAUGUGAGGAGAAAGAGCAGAUCAAGACUGUUCUUACUAAAGGCAUCGCUGGAAUCGGAAAAACCGUCUCGGUGCAGAAAUUCAUUCUGGACUGGGCCGAGGGAAAAGCCAAUCAGGAUGUAGAUUUCAUGUUUGUGCUUCCAUUUCGAGAGCUGAACUUGAUCCGAGAUCAUCAGUACAGUCUUCACAGACUUCUGCUGGACUUUCAUCCUGAACUUCAGGAUCUGGACUCACAGAUUUAUGAGGAGUGUAAAGUUGUGUUCAUCUUUGAUGGUCUGGAUGAAAGCAGAAUCACACUGAUGUUUACAGACGCUCAGAAAGUUUGUGAUGUGACUGAGACUUCAUCAGUGUUGAUGUCAAAGCUCAUGAAAGGAGAGCUGCUUCCCUCUGCUCUCAUCUGGAUCACCUCCAGACCAGCCGCAGCCAAUCAGAUCCCCUCCAAAUACAUCCACCGUCUGACAGAAAUUCAGGGAUUCAAUGAGCCUCAGAAGGAGGAAUAUUUCAGGAAGAGGAUCAGUGAUGAGCAUCAAGCCAGCAGAAUCAUCUCACACAUCAGAAGAGCAAGAAGCCUCCACAUCAUGUGCCACAUCCCCGUCUUCUGCUGGAUAUCAUCCACUGUGCUUCAGAAGCUCCUGGAAGAAGAUCUGAGUGCAGAAAUCCCUCAAACUCUGACUGAAAUGUACAUCCACUUCCUGCUGAUUCAGAUCAACAUGAGGAAGCACAAGUAUGAAGAGAGAGAUCCAGAGAAACUCCUGCAGUCCAACAGAGAUGUGAUUGUGAAACUUGCUGAAGUGGCUUUCAAACAGCUAAUGAAGGGCAAUGUAAUGUUCUAUGAGGAGGACCUGAUUGAGAGCGGCAUAGACCUCACUGACACCUCAGUGUAUUCUGGGAUUUGCACUGAGAUCUUUAAGGAGGAAUCUGUGAUUCAUCAGAGGAAAGUCUACAGCUUCAUCCAUCUGAGCAUUCAGGAGUUUCUCGCUGCUUUCUAUCUGCUUUACUGCUGUUUAACAAAGAACAAUAAGCCACUGGAGUUUCUUGAUAAAAGAUUCAGAUACAGUUUGAAUAAAGUCUCUCUGUAUAAUCUACUAACAUCAGCAGUAGAUAAAGCUGUUGAGAGUGAGAAUGGACAUCUGGAUCUGUUCCUGCGGUUCCUGCUGGGUGUCUCACUGGAGUCCAAUCAGAGACUCUUACAGGAUCUACUGACACACACAGAGAACAGCUCAGAGAGCAUCAGAGAAAACACACUGUACAUUAAAAUGAAGAUCAAAAAUGAUGAUGUUGAUGAUUAUUUUAAACAUCCUCCUCUCUCAGCUGGUGAAUCCAUCAAUCUGUUCCUCUGUCUGCUGGAAGUGAAAGAUCAGACUCUGUUCAGAGAGAUUCAGGAGUUUGUGAAAUCAGACAAACACUCAGAGAAACUCUCUCCUGCUCACUGCUCAGCAAUCUCCUACAUGCUUCAGAUGUCAGAGGAGCCGCUGGAUGAGCUGGACCUCAAGAAAUACAACACAUCAGCUGAGGGGAGAAGAAGACUGAUACCAGCUGUGAUCAACUGCAGAAAAGCUCUGUGAGUGUUUCAUCAUUAACUAAACUAUCAUAUUUAAUAAUGAAUCCGAAACCUUUAAAAUAAAUGUUCCUGGAUGAGAGAUUUUCUUCUAAAUAACAGGCCAGAAUCUUAAAGGAGUCACAACAUGUCUUUUCAAUACAGUAGAUAGUCAAGUAAAAUGUCUGUUAGCACUGUGGUAAACACAACCCAGUCACAUGUGAAACUCGUCAUUAAAUCAGCAGCAGCUGCAGCAUAAAG